Lathyrus oleraceus (garden pea) is the source of this 660-nucleotide messenger RNA. RefSeq lists its product as uncharacterized. The record is from RefSeq and is a predicted model, not a curated record. The transcript has a single exon. Lineage: Eukaryota; Viridiplantae; Streptophyta; Magnoliopsida; Fabales; Fabaceae. Bases 1 to 660 code for a protein of 219 amino acids. Gene Ontology annotation, molecular function: RNA-DNA hybrid ribonuclease activity; nucleic acid binding.
AUGGAUCCGAUAAAGUAUAUAUUCGAAAAGCCUGCCGUUACUGGUAGAAUCGCUCGGUGGCAAAUGUUGUUAACCGAGUACGAUAUACAGUAUGUGACCCAAAAACCAAUAAAAGGGAGUGUUCUAUCUAACUAUCUCGCUCACCUGCCUGUCAAAGGUUACCAACCUUUGAGGUUUAACUUUCCAAAUGAAGACAUCAUGUUUAUCAGAGACUUCACUAUGCCAGGCUUCGAGGUAAGCCCUGAGGAAGGCCCCAAACUAGGAUCGCGAUGGACGCUCAUGUUCGACGGUACUUCCAAUGCUCGAGGUCAUGGUAUAGGUGAUGUUAUCACUUCUCUAACUGGUUUCCACCUUUCCUUUACCGCUAGAUUGUGUUUUGACUGCACUAACAACAUGGCGAAAUAUGAAGCAUGUAUCUACGGUUUAGAGGCGGAAAUCGACUUGAGAAUCAAGAUUCUUGAGGUAUUCGGUGAUUCAGCUCUGGUAACCAAUCAGGUGAAAGGAGAUUGGGAGACUCAGGAUAGCAAGUUGAUACCUUAUAAAGAGCAUAUCAGAAAACUGAUACCCUAUUUUGAUGAAAUCUCUAUCCACCAUAUUUCUAGGGAAGAAAAUCAGUUAGCAGACGCUCUAGCCACGUUAGCAUCUAUGUUCAAAGUCUAA